CCGGGUGUCUAACGCAGUGGCACGCAGCCCAAAGGCUAUCAGGAGGGCCAGGGAGUUGAGGGGCGACAGGAGCUAUGGCAGAGUCGGCGCCUGCUCGGCAUAGGAGAAAACGGCGCUCCACACCUUUAACUUCUUCCAUACCUCCUUCACAAGCAACAGAAAAAAGCUCCUAUUUUCAGACCACAGAGGUCUCACUCUGGACAGUGGUGGCUGCUAUUCAGGCUGUGGAAAAAAAGAUGGAGUCGCAGGCUGCCCGGUUACAGAGCCUGGAGGGACGCACGGGGACAGCUGAGAAGAAGCUGGCAGAUUUUGAGAAGACAGCCGUGGAGCUCAGCAACCAGCUGGAGGGCAAGUGGGCUGUGCUGGAGACCCUGCUGCAGGAGUACGGGCUACUGCAGCGGCGGCUGGAGAAUGUGGAGAACCUGCUGCGCAAUAGGAACUUUUGGGUUUUGCGGCUGCCCCCAGGCAACAAACAAGAAAUCCCAAAGGUGUCCAGGUCUAUUGAGAACGAUGGUGUCUGUUUCUCUGAGCAGGAGUGGGAGAACCUGGAGGACUGGCAGAAGGAGCUCUACAGAAAUGUCAUGCAGAGCAACUAUGAGACUUUGGUUUCUCUGAAGGUCCUUGGCCAGCCAGAGGGAGAAGCAGAGUUGAGUUCGGAAAUGCUGGGUGACUUGGAGGAAGAAGACCCUCAUGGUACCCACCUGGCAGAUGGGGCCAUGGUCAAACAGGAGGUGCUGUACAAGCAGGAGGGCUCUGCAGGUCUUCCUGGUGUGUUGUCUGGUGCUGCUGAAGAACAGGCUUUCUUGGGCCCAGAGCAAGCUGAGCUCUGGGAUGGUCAGGAUGGUUCUGUCCUCUUGGAAUCAUGCCCGGGAGACUGUAACCUUGAGGAGUCCAUUGAGGGCAGCAGAGACCCUACCAGUGGCAGAAUUCUGGACUGCCCCCGGAAGCUGAAAUCCCAUAGGCAGGUACAGUUGGGUCAGGAAUGUGGGCAGGGUCUGAAGCUGAAAAGGGACACUUCUAGCUCCUACAAAUGUUCUCAGUGUGAGAUGAGCUUCCGCUAUAAGCAGCAGCUGGCCAUACAUUUGCAGAGCCACUCGGGUUGGGAGUCUUACCCCACCACAGAGCCAGAGGAGAACCUUAGACCCAGGCCAAGGCUAAAACCGCAGGUCAAAAAGACAAAGCUACAUCAGUGUGACGUGUGCCAGAGGAGCUUCAGCUGCAAGGUGAGCCUGGUGACCCAUCAGCGCUGCCACCUGCAGGAGGGGCCCAGCACUGGCCCACGUGUCCAAGAGAGAUUCUCACCCAACAGCCUGGUUGCACUGCCUGGCCACAUCCCUUGGAGAAAAAGUCGGAGUGCUCUCAUCUGUGGGUAUUGUGGCAAGAGCUUCAGCCACCCAUCUGACCUGGUGCGUCACCAGCGCAUCCACACGGGUGAGCGGCCUUACAGCUGUCCUGAGUGUGAGAAGAGCUUUGUCCAGAAGCAGCACCUCCUGCAGCACCAGAAAAUCCACCAGCGGGAGCGGGGCGGGUUGGCCCCGGAGUCUGGAAGGUCCAAUGGCCUGCUUUAAGGGUGCCAGCCCCUCACCAUCCGGGGGUGGAGGGGGGGUGGCAUUUGUCCCCCGAAGAGACUGUGUGGAGUCAGGGACUAACUUUUUCCUGAGGGAAGUUGCUUCUGGUUUUUCUUCCCUUCACCAAGUGUCAGGCCAAGCCCAAAGGCUGUCCUGAGAAAUGUGGAAGAAGGGGUCCAGGGCCUGGCCUCUCACUGCCAUCUGGACCUUGGUGCUGGGUUUGCUGUUUCUAUGGCCCCUUUGGGUCUCUGGUCUCCCCAUCUUUCAGAUACUCGGAGCCUGGGAUUGGCACUCACCUCAUAGGGACUGGUGGCCAGUUUUAGGGCCUGUCCCAGGAUUUCAUAUCUUCCCAUAGGUUGAGUUGGGUCACAGAAGUGAGCAGGUGUGUUGAAGAAUUCUAGAUAGUAUAACCUUCCAUUUCACUCUAUUUUGUAGUUUCUUUGUGAAUAACAAGUAGAAAUAAUUUAAAUGAACUGUUUUACCCUGCUCUAAAGAUCCUUUUUUGGAGUUAGAUACUUGCUGAUUUAAAAAAAAUAUAUAUAUGUAGCCCAACACAUGUUUUUUCAAAUUUCAAGAUUUGUAGAAGUUGUUCCUAAAAUGGGAACUGGGCCUACCCUCUAGGAGGGGAUAGUUUAUAGGGCUCUUUUAGCCCACCCACACUUAACUUAGGCCAGAGAGCUGGGACUCACUGCUUCUUUUGGUGGAGGUGCUCAGUGCUCUUAGAUGGGCUAAUUGCUCAGUAGGACCAAGAGGAAAGAGAGGAGGAAGGAGAGAUCCUGAAGCUCCUGCUGAGAAUAAAGACUCCCGCAAAGGGGCCAAGAACACAGUUCUGGGAGUUGUGGUGUCUCAUCAUGCACUUUCUGCUGCCUUGCCCUGGCUAUGUUUCUGUACCUGCGAGGGUGGAAGACUACUUUGUUACUCAAGGUUGAGGUUGUUUAGCUUGUGCCAGUGCUUAUAUAAGUUUGUUCCUCUUUUACACCAGUCAUUACUUGAGGUUGUUCAGAUUAUACUUUGCAAUUUCUGUCCCAGAGAAAAAGCACAGAUGCUUGCCUCAGGAGUGUUAUGUUCCUGACCCACUCUUGUUUGGAGAGAUGAGAGUGGGCUCCUGGGUCAUAUUUGAUUGUCCCUUGGAUGAUUUACAGUUGCCUAGAAUAAAAUUUGCUA
Molecule: messenger RNA, 2732 nt
Organism: Castor canadensis (American beaver)
Lineage: Eukaryota; Metazoa; Chordata; Mammalia; Rodentia; Castoridae
Gene: Znf212
Product: zinc finger protein 212
Biological process (GO): regulation of transcription by RNA polymerase II
Molecular function (GO): RNA polymerase II cis-regulatory region sequence-specific DNA binding; DNA-binding transcription factor activity, RNA polymerase II-specific
Source: RefSeq, a predicted model, not a curated record